Linum trigynum is the source of this 3580-nucleotide messenger RNA. The record is from the annotation of a GenBank genome assembly. NCBI's taxonomy places the organism in Eukaryota, Viridiplantae, Streptophyta, Magnoliopsida, Malpighiales, Linaceae.
UUCAGUAAAUACAGAUUACAAACACUAUAUUUACCCUAGUUGUCAAUGUUCCUUCCGCAUGGGCUUGCUUGUCAAGACUUCAUAGUAUGGGGAUGUAAAAGGUUAUUCACCCUAUUUAAUUUCGUCGAAAAGACAAUAAUUAGGUUCCCAAAUCCCCCAAUUCGCAAACAGUAAAACUAGGGAUGGCAACAAAACCCGAACCCACGGGUACACACCCGACCCAACCCGGUCAAUACGGGUAAAAUCCGUGUUGACGGGUUUUGGGCCGGGUUUGGGUUUAAACCCGCUACAUUAUUUACUAGGUCGGGUUGGAUUUGAGUUUAGGUAAACCCGCCCCAUGGAUACCCGCUCACACACAUAUAAUUACUUUUCCGGUAUAUUUAAUAUUCUAAAUAAUAUAUCUUCCUCAAAUAACUAAUAUUCUUUAUGUUUGUGGAGACAUGUAUAAUUUGUUCUUUCUAAUUGUUUAGAAUGAAGUUGAUAUUAUGAAGUGGAGAGUGAAGAAACUUAGUUGACGAGGAAGAAACUUUCAAUUAAUCUUAUUGUUUAUAGAUGUUUAUUUUUAAUUUGGAACAAUUUGUAUUGAUCAUUUGCGGUUUGCUUGUAUGCUUUAGAUUGGUGUUUUUGUAUGAGAAAAUUGAUGUUAAACUUUGAUUUUGAAAGAAACUUGUUAUUGUAAAUUUUUUACCACAAAAACACACGGGUACCCAUGAACUCGCGAAUACAUAGCUAGUUGGGUUUGAGUUUUUCAAACCCAACGGGUUUUACCCCGGAUUUUUUUGGCAAAUAAACCCAUGGGUUUGGGUUUGACAAAACCCGCCCCAACCCGAUCAUUGCCAUCCCUGGUAAAACCCCCGACUCUGAAUCUGUGAAGAUUGACGGCGACACGGCUCCCACUCUUCUUCUUAACUCCCCGGCGCCGGCCCUCAUAGAAGAACUAAAACCCGCCUUUCUCCACCGCGCGUCUCGCCGGCGACAAGUUGAACAUCCGAAUCUAAUCUCGCCUCGUCGGGCCGAGAGUCCAGGUUAGUCGAAUACUAUAAUGCCCUUUACAAUUGAUCUAGUUGGGUUAUUUAAUGUGGAUGUGGUCAAUCUUCGUCCGAAUGUUGACCCACAAGUGGCCCAGUGACGAACUGACAAUGCCUUACCAGUGGUCGGACCGUGUCCGAUAUCAUCACACGAUACUUUUAUUAUUUUCCUUCCUUCGUUGAAAAGGAAGAAGAGCAGCCGGGUCGCCGGGAAUUAUAUAGAGGCGCCGUUCUCUUCUUUUUUCCAUAGUUCACGGCGGGGAGACAAGAUUUUGCUUUGCUUCACCCCAAAAGAAAUAUCUUUCUUCAAUUAAUUAUCGCUAAUUUUCCAUUGUUUAAUCGCAAAAUCUCGGAAUCUUCAUUUCUAUCUUCAUCCACCCUUCCCAAUCUCUCUGAUUGCUGAACGGUAAAAAGGCAAAAGAGGAAAGAAAGUCUCCCCCCUCACUGCCAUUUUCCCCCCUUUCAAGAUCUGGUAAGCUAGAGCCCGUUUCUCUUCGCUUUCUCGGAUUUGGGGUUUUGCGAUGUGUUGUGUUUUGGCUGCGUAGGGAGUGAGAAAGUUAGUAUCUUUACGGCCUGACGCUGCUUAUCCUGUUUGUUUCCUGGCUUGUCGCAGAUUACACCGUGAGAGGGUUCCUGGGUCUGGUUCUGAGAGAUUGUUUGCGGGUGUUUGCUUGUUUGACGGUAGAGAGGAAUGGGGUACAUAGGGUCCCAUGGAGUUGCAGCUCUUCAUAGACACAAGUACAGCGGAGUCGAUAACUCCUUGCUUGCCAAAUAUGUCUUGCAGCCCUUCUGGACACGAUGCGUUACCUUCUUCCCUCUCUGGAUGCCACCAAACAUGAUAACACUGACAGGAUUCAUGUUCUUGGUUACUUCGGCAUUGCUUGGUUAUAUAUAUUCACCCCAUUUGGAUACAGCUCCACCAAGAUGGGUUCACUUUGCACAUGGAUUAUUGCUGUUUUUGUAUCAGACAUUUGAUGCUGUUGAUGGAAAGCAAGCAAGAAGAACAAAUUCUUCCAGUCCAUUGGGGGAACUGUUUGACCACGGAUGUGAUGCCCUUGGUUGUGCAUUUGAAGCCAUGGCUUUUGGUAGCACUGCAAUGUGUGGAAGAUACACAUUCUGGUUCUGGGUCAUCUCUGCUAUUCCAUUUUAUUUGGCAACAUGGGAACACUUUUUCACCAAUACCCUCCUUCUUCCGGCAAUUAAUGGGCCUACGGAGGGUCUGAUGCUCAUAUACGUCGCUCAUUUUUACACUGCUUUAGUUGGUGCUGAGUGGUGGAUUCAAGAUUUUGGGAAGUCUUUGCCUAUUGUGAGCUGGGUACCAUUCAUUAGUGAAAUUCCAACUUUCAAGGCAGUGCUUUACUUAAUGAUAGCUUUUGCUGUGAUUCCUACACUUAUCUUCAAUGUGUUAAAUGUUCACAAAGUUGUUCAGGCUAGAAAGAGCAGCAUGCCACUGGCAUUAGCAAUGCUUUACCCCUUCUUCGUGCUGAUGGGAGGAGUCCUAGUUUGGGAUUAUUUGUCUCCAUCAGAUAUAAUGGGAAAUUAUCCUCACCUAGUGGUUCUGGGAACUGGAGUAGCAUUUGGAUUUCUUGUGGGGAGAAUGGUUCUUGCUCACUUGUGUGAUGAACCCAAGGGAUUGAAAACCAACAUGUGCAUGUCCUUGCUGUAUCUACCCUUAGCCAUUGCCAAUGCGCUCACAGCAAAACUGAACGAUGGAGUUCCCUUGGUGGAUGAGUUGUGGGUUCUUCUGGGUUACUGUUCAUUCACAGUGGGUCUCUAUCUGCACUUUGCUACUUCAGUCAUUUAUGAAAUUACCACUGCCUUAGGGAUCAACUGCUUCAGGAUAACGAGAAAGGAAGCUUGAAACAUCCAGUUUCGGACGUUGUAUGUCCCUCCAUCCUUCAUUUCAAUGCAGACCUAGUGCGUUUCUGUAUCUGCAACUAUCUUUAACAACCAAAUGCAUUACAUUUUUUUCAGGGUGGUUCAAAAUAGUGCAAGAAACUCUGGGCAGCAGAAUUAUAGCUUUUGAUGAUGCAGAUGUAUCAACUUAAUGGAGUUGAGGGAGGAAGCAAGACAGCAACCAUGGGAAAUGUGUUUCAGGAUUUUUUGUCUGAUUAAAUGACACAGGGUUUUGUAAGCGGUUUAAAAUGCAUAACCGUUCUCCUUAACAGUGUAGGGGGACGAGAUGCUAUUGAAUCCUCGUAGUUGGGUUUGUUUAGGUUACUUUUGAGGCAUAUGGAACUGAGAUCAUCUCAAAUAUUGCUUCUUUUCUAGGCUUUCAUUUCUAAAGCAGUAUAACUGUUUUUCUGGCAGUUCAUCAGCUCUUCUGCUUCCGUUUUCUGUUACCCCGUCAAUGUGAUUUCAGUUGUAAGUGGCCUCCUUAAAAGCACCCUUUUGGGGCAGUUAGGCUCGUAGAUGGUUAGUCGUUGCAAUCGGUAGUGGAAGUAACUCAAAACAGAGGGGAUGCAUGUAAGAGAACACAACGGAUUAUGUGAAAGAUGAGGCAUUUACAAGAGUUAUCAACAUAUGAUAUCAGCAGAUUUUACAAAGGGAGG